AUGGAAGGAACCGGCGUUGUGGCGGUGUACGGAAACGGCGCCCUGACCGAGACCACCAAGACAUCCACCUUCUCCGUCAAGGUCGGCCUCGCCCAGAUGCUCCGCGGCGGCGUCAUCAUGGACGUCGUCAACGCCGAGCAGGCGCGCAUCGCCGAGGAGGCCGGCGCGUGCGCCGUCAUGGCCCUGGAGCGCGUCCCGGCCGACAUCAGGGCCCAGGGCGGCGUCGCCAGGAUGAGCGACCCCCAGCUCAUCAAGGAGAUCAAGCAGGCCGUCACCAUCCCCGUCAUGGCCAAGGCCCGCAUCGGCCACUUCGUCGAGGCCCAAAUCCUCGAGGCCAUCGGCGUCGAUUACGUCGACGAGAGCGAGGUCCUCACCCUCGCCGACGACGACAACCACAUCAACAAGCACAACUUCCGCAUCCCAUUCGUCUGCGGCUGCCGCAACCUCGGCGAGGCCCUCCGCAGGAUCCGCGAGGGCGCCGCCAUGAUCCGCACCAAGGGCGAGGCCGGCACCGGCAACGUCAUCGAGGCCGUGCGCCACGUCAGGUCCGUCAUGGGCGACAUUAGGGUUCUCAGGAACAUGGACGAUGACGAGGUCUUCACCUUCGCCAAGAAGAUCGCCGCCCCUUACGAUUUGGUCAUGCAGACCAAGCAAUUGGGGAGGCUCCCCGUCGUCCACUUCGCUGCCGGCGGGGUCGCCACUCCCGCCGAUGCCGCGCUGAUGAUGCAGCUGGGCUGCGACGGCGUCUUCGUCGGCUCCGGGGUUUUCAAGAGCGGGGAUCCGGCCAAAAGGGCCCGUGCAAUUGUUCAGGCGGUGACCAAUUACAGCGACCCGAACGUCCUGGCUGAGAUCAGUUGUGGGCUUGGGGAAGCCAUGGUUGGGAUUAAUCUGAAUGAUAGCAAGGUGGAGAGGUUUGCGAGCAGGUCUGAAUGA
This is a messenger RNA of Linum tenue, 933 nucleotides long. The record is from the annotation of a GenBank genome assembly. NCBI's taxonomy places the organism in Eukaryota, Viridiplantae, Streptophyta, Magnoliopsida, Malpighiales, Linaceae.